CAUGUUCUAUUUUACACUCACUCGCCGCCUGAGAGAGUGCGAAACUGCCGAGCGCCGGCUAGCGACUGCCGCAGUCCGCGCUACCCCAGCGGUCAGGCAGUGGCGCCUUCUCCUGCCUCACGCGAUCACGCGCAACGCCGCUCCAGGCCCCGGCAGACACAGGUCGAAGACCCGCCAAGCAUGAAUUCAAAAAUCCAUGGCUUCCCACCUCUACAUUACCAAGCUAUUAUUUUCCCCACCAAAGCUUUCGUUCAGUUACUUUGCAUUACGGACUACAGUGCAACUCCGCGCAGUUACUACAGUUGCGGCCGCCCAAACUUUUCCCGCCUACAACCAAACAUUUUGCCACAAUUUCCGAGAAUGUUCGAGAAGAAGGGCCCUAUACGCUGGAAAACAAGCCCACGCUCUAAUGGUCACUUCUGGUUUCGAACCCACCGUUUAUGUUACCAAUUGUUUGAUUCAAAUGUACAUAAGAUGCUCCGACUUCAACUAUGCCGAUAAAGUGUUUGAUAGCAUGCCUAAAACAGACAUGGCUACGUGGAAUGCGAUGAUUUCCCGGUAUUUUGUGGUUGGUGAUUUGGGGAAUGCACAAAUGGUGUUUGAUUGUAUGCCAGAGAGAGAUGUCAUUUCCUGGAAUUCUAUGAUUUCAGGGUACUUGCAGAAUGGGGACUGUCAAAAAUCGGUUGAAGUUUUCAGGGAAAUGGGGAGAGAGGGUAUUGCCUUUGAUAAUGCCACUUUUGUUGUUAUUCUGAAAACUUGCUCAGCUUUGGAAAAUUAUGGUUUGGGAUUGCAGGUGCAUGGUUUGGGAAUUAAAUUGGGAUUAGUUAUGGAUGUGGUGACUGGAACUGCAAUCUUGGAUAUGUAUGCUAAGUGUAAAAGAUUAGAUGAGUCUGUGUAUUUCUUCAGUGAAAUGCCAGAAAAGAACACUGUUACUUGGAGUGCUUUGAUUGCAGGUUAUGUUCAAAACAACCAACUUGUUGAUGGAUUAGAGCUUUUCAAGAAGAUGCAAAAUGAAGGGGUUGGCGUUAGUCAGUCUGCUUAUGCCAGUGUCUUUAGGUCUUGUGCAGGGUUGUCUAACUUAAGAUUUGGUUCUCAAUUACAUGGUCAUGCACUGAAGACCAAUUUUGGAUCUGAUAUCAUUGUAGGAACUUCCACUCUGGACAUGUAUGCUAAAUGCAACAAGUUGGUUGAUGCUCGGAUGGUAUUCAACCUGUUGCCAAUCCACAAUGUGCAAUCUUAUAAUGCACUGAUUGUUGGGUAUGCUCGGGGUAAUGAAAGUUUUGAAGCUUUAAGGUUAUUUCGGCUUUUGGUUAAUUCUGGUCUUGGUUUUGAUGAAGUAAGCCUAUCUGGUGUGUUUAGUGCUUGUGCAGGGGUCAAAGGACAUUUACUGGGAGUUCAGGUCCACGCAUUAGCUAUUAAGACCCCUUUUCACUCUAACGUUAGUGUAGCAAAUGCCAUUCUUGACAUGUAUGGAAAAUGUGGAGGACCAUUUGAAGCUCAUCGUAUGUUUGACGAGAUGGAGGUGAGGGAUGCUGUAUCCUUUAAUGCCAUCAUUGCUGCUUAUGAGCAGAAUGGGUUUACGGAGGAAACACUAUUGCUCUUUAUUUGGAUGAUUCGGUCAGGAAUGGAACCUGAUGAGUUCACUUAUGGUAGUGUUAUGAAAGUCUGUGCAGCACAACAGGCUCUGCACUAUGGCAUGGAGAUUCAUAGCAGAAUUAUAAAAUCAGGCAUGGGAUUUGACCCAUUCGUUGGAAGCUCUGUUGUAGAUAUGUACUGCAAGUGUGCUAAGCUAGAAGAUGCGGAGGCCCUUCAUGACAGAUUGCAGGAACAAGGCACGGUUUCUUGGAAUUCAAUGAUUUCUGGGUUCUCACUGCAUGAAAAAAGCGAGGAAGCUCAAAUAAUCUUUUCUAAAAUGUUGAGUGAGGGAAUUCAGCCUGAUAACUUCACGUAUGCAACAGUUCUCGACAUUUGUGCUAAUAUGGCAACCGUUGGGCUUGGAAAGCAGAUCCAUGCCCAAAUUAUCAAGCAAGAGUUGCUCUUGGAUGAAUACAUUGUUAGCACCCUUGUUGACAUGUACUCAAAGUGUGGAAACCUGCAGGACUCCAGGUUGAUGUUUGAGAAAGCACCAAACAGAGAUCUCGUGACUUGGAAUGCCAUAAUUUGCGGAUACGCCCAGCACGGUCUUGCAGAAGAGGCGUUGCAGAUUUUUGGACACAUGGAGCUCGUGGGCAUCGCCCCAAAUCAUUCAACUUUUCUUUCUGUCCUCCGCGCCUGUGUGCACAUGGGGCUUGUUGAGAAAGGCUUCCAUUAUUUCAAUCUAAUGCUAGAGAAAUACGGGCUGGAGCCUCAAAUAGAACAUUUCUCAUGCAUGGUGGAGAUACUAGGGAGGGCAGGCCAAGUAACCGACGCUCUGAGCCUUAUUCAAGAGAUGCCCUUUGAGCCCGAUGAUGUGAUUUGGAGAACUCUUCUCAGCACCUGCAAAAUGCAUGGCAAUGUCGAGGUGGCAGAAGUAGCUGCGAACUCUCUUUUGCAGCUGGACCCCGAGGACUCAUCCACAUACGUUCUUUUAUCUAGCGUUUAUGCCACUGCUGGAAUGUGGAAACGUGUUGCAGAAUUGAGGAAAGUGAUGCGAUUCGGGAGUCUCAAAAAGGAGCCGGGAUGCAGCUGGAUUGAGGUAAACUCUGAGGUACAUAUGUUUGUUGUUGGAGACAAAGCUCAUCCUAGAUGCACAGAGAUAUAUAUGGAACUAGAACUGCUCAUCAGUGAAAUGAAGUUGGCUGGAUAUGAACUGGAUGGUGAAUUUGCACCUACUACUUAUAUGGGCAAAGAAGAUAGCCCACAAGAAUUGUUUCUUGAUUGAACGAACUAUGGGAGUUUGCACAAUUAUAACACGUUUAAAUGGG
Ipomoea nil (Japanese morning glory) is the source of this 2903-nucleotide messenger RNA. RefSeq names its product pentatricopeptide repeat-containing protein At3g02330. The record is from RefSeq and is a predicted model, not a curated record. Lineage: Eukaryota; Viridiplantae; Streptophyta; Magnoliopsida; Solanales; Convolvulaceae. Gene Ontology annotation, molecular function: protein binding; RNA binding. The transcript is spliced from 2 exons. Bases 197 to 2860 code for a protein of 887 amino acids. Gene Ontology annotation, biological process: RNA modification.